CUCAAGCUCACACUCCACACGUACCCCAGUGGCAGUCGCGCUCCAGCAAAAGCAAUCGGCACUCCGGCAGCAAGCGAUGGACACGGCCAUCGACAGCUGGAUCAGCUCCCCUUCCUCAUCGACGUCCGGGCACGAGCACGGGGAGGUGGUGCCUGUGUGGUCGCCGGCGGCGAAGCGGCCCGCCGGGCGCACCAAGUUCAAGGAGACGCGCCACCCGGUGUACCGCGGCGUGCGGCGCCGGGGCAGCGCGGGCCGGUGGGUGUGCGAGGUGCGCGUCCCCGGCAAGCGCGGCGAGCGGCUCUGGCUCGGGACGUACGCCGCCGCCGAGUCGGCCGCGCGCGCGCACGACGCCGCCAUGCUCGCGCUGCUCGGCCACUCCGCCUCCGCCGCGGCGUGCCUCAACUUCCCGGACUCCGCGUGGCUGCUCGUCAUGCCCCCGUGGCUCUCCGACCUGGCCGAUAUCCGACGCGCGGCCAUCGAGGCCGUCGCGGUUUUCCUGUGCCUGGAGGCCGCCGCCGUGGUGCCCGUCGUCGACGAGGCCACCUCCCCCGUGUACCUGCUGUCGCCCGUGGACAAUGCCGACGAAGUGUUUCAGUUGCCGACUUUCUCUGCCCAGGGCAGCGACAUGUUCGAGCUCGACAUGUCCGGGGAAAUGGACCUGGACCCGUACUACGCGGGCUUUGCGCAGGGGAUGCUCCUGGAGCCGCCGCCCACGCCGGCGUACUGGGAGAACGGAGACGGCGGAGCGGCAGCCGGCCUCUGGAGCUACUGAUGUCGAUAACCUCGAGUGGGUUCACACUGGGGAUUUUGUUAUGCCGUUUGGACCAACUCAAAACUGCUUCAAGCAUAAUAAAAUCGGAGUCAUUUUACGGUGCAUCCGGAUAAUAUGGACCAUCCGUCGGAGCGAAUUUGAUGGUCCAGAUCCGAUGCAAUACGCUGAUGUCACGUGUACUAUAUCAGACCCGGAGGGGCAUUUUUGGAAGAAAAAAUAUUUCGAACUGAUCA
This is a messenger RNA of Aegilops tauschii subsp. strangulata, 1005 nucleotides long. Its product is annotated as dehydration-responsive element-binding protein 1H-like. Gene Ontology annotation, molecular function: DNA-binding transcription factor activity; DNA binding. NCBI's taxonomy places the organism in Eukaryota, Viridiplantae, Streptophyta, Magnoliopsida, Poales, Poaceae. Gene Ontology annotation, biological process: regulation of DNA-templated transcription. The record is from RefSeq and is a predicted model, not a curated record.